AUGGACUCAACACGCCAUAUAUCCUCCGUUCAGCCUCGCCGCGUCGCGCUCAAAGGUGCCAUCCUCAUCUCAGGAUUCCUCAUAACACCAGAGCAACUCGAGGUUAUCUGUGUAUGCCACGACGUGCCGGAGCGCGAGACGAAAGGCGCCUUGCGCGCAUUCAACGACUACCUCUUAUCUAGACCGGGGACCAAGGGGCUUUUCGUCACUACAACGACCUCACGAGACUACGUCUUCGUUCAGGCCACUACCGUUGUCUUUGACCAGGAGGGAUACGAUCGUAAGGUCGAGAAGAUGGUGGCCUUAGGCCAACAGCAAUAUUUGCAGAGGCUCAAGCCCUGGCUGCCCAGAACGGUCAUGGAGAAUCAUCCGGACCAUUUCAACGUCGAUAGGAUCUACCCCUCUGACGCCGAGUCGGAUAUCUCGGACGGCAGCGACGAUUCCGAGUACUAUGACACCGCGGAUGUGCUCUGGGUAGUGCGUUCUUGGGGCAGCUUGAGCAGUAAGCCACUACCAGACAAUAUCAAGAUUCCUGCGCCAUCCCCCGUAGAUAUAAGGCUCGGUCAAGUUAUCGAGGUUGAAAUUUCGUUGGAGGAUGAGGCUCUGCUCAAGGCCGGUAUGUCUGGAACGGCGUCGAACGCGCUUAAGUCUUCAUCGGCUGUGAAGCACACCGCACAUGGUCACACUAAUGGUGAACGGAAACUACUCCGUGAAUAA
Molecule: messenger RNA, 717 nt
Organism: Peniophora sp. CBMAI 1063
Lineage: Eukaryota; Fungi; Basidiomycota; Agaricomycetes; Russulales; Peniophoraceae
Source: the annotation of a GenBank genome assembly